AUUAUCAUCAUUGCACAGAAAGUAUGUCGUAAGUAAGAUUCAACAGUGCCGUCUGCAGAUAGGCAGGAUGUCGUUUGUUUUGAGAAAUUCAUCUGGAUGUUUCAACUGUAUAAAUAGCAGGCGGCUGUUACAAAUAUAAACAGUCCGAAUAUUUAAUACCAUUCAAAUGGAGAUAUGAAUUUUAUCGCAUUAUUUAUCACUUCUACGUUACGGCCAUGAUAGGUGUAUGUAAAUUAAAUUGCGGUCGCUUAUUUUUUUUAGCCAAUCUGCGUUCAACGGCAUGGUUUAUUUAUAAAAACCCAUUGGCGGACCAGUUCUUUUGCUGAUGAUUUCGUUUGCUGACCUUUAUAUAAUUUCUUUCCAAACACCGGCGGUGUAGUAUUUAGCGGAUUUUCUUCGAUUGGACUUUUGCCAUGAAACCAGGAUUCAGCUUGAUGAAUAAGAGUGCCUAUCUUGUCGGAUUUGUGCAUUUGAUGGAAUACCACAUUUUUGUUUUAUUAUUCGUGUUAAUAUAUUUAGCUGGAUGCAAGUGUCAGGUAGAUGAGCAUUUAGAGCAGGACAUAUCCAUAAGAAAUAAAAAGUAUUGUGGAAGCCAUCUGGCAGAAACACUGGCUACAAUCUGUCAAGGGAAAUACAACACCAUGAAGCCUGCUCACCGGAGAAAGAACAUACCGUCGCCAGAGAGGACAUAUUUCUCCGCGAUGGCGACCACGUUACUGGAAAAUCUUGGAAAGAAUCGCAGGCGACGGGGAGUGUAUAAUGAGUGCUGUGAAAAAUCGUGUUCAAGAGAAGAACUAUCGUUGUACUGCGCAGCUAACAGAUAGGCCCUUACACACUUUAUCUUUGAAACUGUUUUUCUAUAGUCGAGAAGGAUAUGGUAUCGUUCAAAAUGAUUGGGCGCACCACGUGUUAAGUGUGACAGGUCUUUGAAGAUUUUAGUGCAAAUAGAAAACAUCUGGAUGUGAUUAUUAUGUGAUGUUACAAAUUUGACUAUUUAAAUUCGACUGAAAUAGAACGCAAUCCAACAGUAGUUUUAUUGAGUUAAACUGUAUAGCUAGUAGAUAAUAUAGUAGCCUAAAAAUUGAGGCAGGAGAGACUUUGAGCCAUUUUCUUUCUGAACAACUCGUUUUCCCAGAACAUAUAACGAAAUCUUCAUUUUUUGUGAAAACGACGAACUGCCAUUGUUGUCUAGGUCUCAUCGAUUAGUUUGAAAUGGCAAAUGUUGAAAACGAGAUUUCAAAUGACCGCACCCUUCUUAAAAUCCUUUUUCAUGGUUGUUUCAAAGGUCCUAUAUUAUCAGCAUAGGCAGGACCUCUAUAUAUCUAGUAGCUAUGUGAGUUAAACGAAAGAGAAACGCAAAAAUGUAGAAUACGCUUUCGAAUUAGUUUUCAUAGACAAAAAAUUACUUUUUUUUGUAAGAAUAAUACCAUGCUUAUAGUAGGAAAUUUGAAAAUAAUGUGAUAUUGAAAUCGGGUUUUCCACUAUGUGGAGGUGAUUAGGAAAAAUGUAAAUUUACUAGUUUUACUAAAUUUGUAGUGUAUUGUUUGGACUAUCAAAUUGUUAACGCGUUUACUAAAUUAAAACAAUAAUGUGACGAUUUAGAUCUCAUUAGUAAUAAGUAAAACCAUAUUGACAUCUAUUCAUUAUCAAGCCUUACGGCACAAAUAGUUGCUAUUUCAAAACUGAACAAACCGCAGACCAAACUGUCAUUGUAAAUAUUUUUUAUUUAUUUCAUUUUCCGUCAAUUAAACGCUCGUUGAUUGUUUAAUAACAAUCUCUUAAAGGCCCAAAUAGAGAUAGUAAUUCAUAAUUAACUUUUGCAUAGUUUCCAGAUCAUCAAAAUGGUAUAAAAUGCGUUGAUUGGUGGAUUGAACAAGCUAGUUGUAUCAAAAUACACUUGCGGUCGAAAUCACGAAACAUGACGAAAACCUAACAACGGCACCCAAAUAAAGAAAGGGACGUACGAUGAUGAAAUUUAUGAAAUAAUUGAUAUCAUUACUCAAAAAUAAUCCGAUCACAUAAUCGUCAACUUUGGUGAUCUCGACUGUCAUUAUUCUGAUUUAUUCUAUUAAAAAAUCAAUUAGUUUGUUGUGAAACACAUUGCCAUUAAUAGAUUUUAGUUAAACUUUUGUGACAUUUUGUGAACGCAAAAAUUGUACAUAUAAUAUUCUCCUCAAUGAACUCUCGUAUGAAAAAAUGAGCGGGUGCUCCUUGUGAUAUAUCUCUAACUGAAUUGGAAAAUAAAUUAA
Messenger RNA from Cylas formicarius (sweet potato weevil), 2249 nucleotides. RefSeq names its product bombyxin B-2-like. Gene Ontology annotation, cellular component: extracellular region. The coding region runs from base 414 to 824 and encodes 136 amino acids. NCBI's taxonomy places the organism in Eukaryota, Metazoa, Arthropoda, Insecta, Coleoptera, Brentidae. The record is from RefSeq and is a predicted model, not a curated record. Gene Ontology annotation, molecular function: hormone activity. The transcript is spliced from 4 exons.